AUGAUUACGUAACCUAAUUAAGAGACAUUUGACUUGCUUACUAAAGCAGAGAAUUUCCUAUCUUUAGACAAUUAAAAUCAUUCAGUUGAAAGAGUACCUUCACCAAUAGAGAAAUCGAAAUCCUCUAUGUCUGACGUACCUAUUAUUGAUGUGAAAGUUUUUCUCGAGCGUUUGCCAGGCUGGGAAGAUGAAUGUCAAAAAGUCAAGGAGUGCUUACAUAAGUAUGGAAUAUUGAUAUUCAGAGACCCAAGAGCAAACUAAAAAGAUAAUGAAGAUUAUAUUGAUAUGAUGGAAGAAUAUUUCGCAAGAACCAGUCAGAUAUAUUAUGAAGGGCAGGAAUUGAGAGAUGCUAAGCCUGAAUUUAACUAUCUCACGGGAGUUACCCCAGAGUAAAUAGAAAAAGCAAGAAAUCAUUAUGAAAAAGUCAAGGACUUACCUGAGGAGGACAAGCCUCUCUCACAGUUUCCACCUACAUAUGAUAUGAAAUGGAGAUAUAUGUGGAAAAUGGGUGAAAGACCAGAAGAAGCACUAGAUAAUUUUCCUCAAAUCAUACCAGAUGGAUUCCCUGAUUGGGAGGAUAAAAUGAAUGCUUGGGGCUGCAAAUUAUUAUAAGCUGGUUAAACAGCAGCUGAAAUGGCUGCUCUAGGUAUGGGUCUUGAAUAUGAUACCUUUACUAAGAGACUAGAAGGAGGAGCUCAUUUACUUGCGCCUACUGGUUCAGAUCUCGUAAGAAACGAUGUUGGAACAACAUUAGCUGGUUUUCAUUAUGAUAUAUCUUUCUUAACUUGCCAUGGAAAGUCAAGAUUACCAGGUUUAUACAUUUGGCUUAAAGAUUGGACUAAGGUAGCUGUUAAGAUUCCUGAUGGUUGCCUACUGAUAUAAGCUGGCUCUACAUUUGAGCAUAUGACUGCUGGAUAUGUCCUUGCUGGAUAUCAUGAAGUUAUGUAUACCGAAGAUACCAAGCGAGCCGCUGAGAAAUUAAAACAAGAAAUACUUGAAAAUGAAAGUAAUCGAUAAUUAUGGAGAGUUUCCUCAACUUUAUUCUGCUAGAUGAGGUAUGAUGUUGACAUUUCCCCAAUGCCUUAACUAUCGCAUUUGUAUGAAUAAGAGCAAGCUAGAAAAUAUAAGAAGAUGACAGCUUAUGAAAAAUUAAUGGAGGAGCUUAGAGCUACCAACGUUGCUUUCAUAAAAGAAUGA
Molecule: messenger RNA, 1197 nt
Organism: Stylonychia lemnae
Lineage: Eukaryota; Ciliophora; Spirotrichea; Sporadotrichida; Oxytrichidae
Source: the annotation of a GenBank genome assembly